AUGGCCAAGAGGAAAUGCCAGAAGCCGCAGACGCAAAAACCGAUGUCGGCUGCGCUGCCACUCCCACAUCAAAGACCAUGGCUUCCCAAUACCAUCUCCACCACCAGACCGCCACUGCCGCAAAGAAGUGUUUCCUUCGCCGUUAAGAGCCUCAAAUCCGACCAUCAAGAUAAAGAAUCCGCCCAAUAUAUUGGUGGUGCCAGUGCACUCAAAUCCAAUAAACCACUGCGAAUGCGAAACACCUUCAACAAGUCUAGAAAUCAACAAAAUCCAGAGUCAAAAGACGAACAAAAGAGACAGCUGAGCGGCGCUGAUGUAUUAUGGGCACUACAAAGAGCCACUGCCCACAAAUCCAAGAAAAAGAAAGACAAAAGGGACACUAUAUCUGGAGAUGGAAAAUUUGUUGAACGAGAAAUCCAAGGGGCUGUAGACUACACUAGUGUUAGACCCUUAUGCAUCAAAACUGAAUGGAUUGCCCGAUUGGAGGAAUUGGAGAGGCAACUUCAGGAGCUUAUAGAUACUUAG
Olea europaea var. sylvestris is the source of this 525-nucleotide messenger RNA. RefSeq lists its product as uncharacterized. The coding region runs from base 1 to 525 and encodes 174 amino acids. The record is from RefSeq and is a predicted model, not a curated record. Lineage: Eukaryota; Viridiplantae; Streptophyta; Magnoliopsida; Lamiales; Oleaceae. The transcript has a single exon.